Molecule: messenger RNA, 773 nt
Organism: Dermatophagoides farinae (American house dust mite)
Lineage: Eukaryota; Metazoa; Arthropoda; Arachnida; Sarcoptiformes; Pyroglyphidae
Biological process (GO): microtubule-based process
Cellular component (GO): dynein complex
Source: RefSeq, a predicted model, not a curated record
UUAAAUCAUGGAUGCUCUCAAGAAAAAACUUCUUAAAGAUUUCAAUUCGAUUGUCUAUAGAAUCAAAGAAAAAUCAAGAAAAAAAUAAAAUAUUGCAAGAUUACAUGAUAUUCAUUGAUAAUCUGAAUCGAUAUGUAAAUCAAACAAAAUGGAGCCAAUUUUCCGUUGGCGAGGAAAGAUGGCAAGCAUUAUCAUGUUAUGUAGAAAAGAAUCAAUCAAAUUCAUCAUCUUCAUCGGAAAUUAUCGACCAGGCAAAACUGUUGGAGAGUUUCAAACUGUCGAAAAUCUUGGCCAAUAAAAUUAUCUUUCGCAAAACUGCUGGCGUUUUUCGGCUAAAUCAUCCGUUGGUCAUGGCAAUGAACCGCCUGAAACACGGAUCCAAAGACCAAGAAGAAUGUGCCAUCCACCGAAAGAGAUUCAAAAGCGAAUCAAGAAUGAGGGAGCAUUUGAAAACUUGUCAUCCAGAAGUUUAUGUUGAUACUAUCGAUCCAAAUGAAUAUGAAUAUGACCGAAAAAAUGUUUGUCAAAUUUUGUAUGUUCCUGUGGCAACCAUUAAAGAUGAGAAUAUGUCUCCAAAUUGUGCAAAAGAAAAACCCAAAAUUCCAAUCAUUACGUUAUCAUCGGAUGAUGAUAAUGGCGACAACAAAGAAUCUAUUGAUCAAAAUCAAAAUGAACAAAAAAAAAGAAGAAAUUGAAAAAAUAAAUGGCCAGUCCACCAUCAAAAUUAUCUCGAAAAUCUGAAAUUGUUGGAUUUCAGCUUAAAAUGGCAUCCA